This is a messenger RNA of Kwoniella botswanensis, 696 nucleotides long. RefSeq lists its product as uncharacterized. The transcript has 2 exons. The record is from RefSeq and is a predicted model, not a curated record. The coding region runs from base 1 to 696 and encodes 231 amino acids. Lineage: Eukaryota; Fungi; Basidiomycota; Tremellomycetes; Tremellales; Cryptococcaceae. Gene Ontology annotation, molecular function: protein binding.
AUGUCAUCUACCGAAGCACCUUCCACUGAAGAACAAUCAGCCGCUAAGGCAUCGUCAGGUGGCGAAAACGAUCCCUCCGCGUUAAAUGCGGAAUACCAGGCUGAGGAUACAGAUAUAACCUUGAGGUCUUCGGAUGGCUUGGACUUCAAGGUUCACAAAUGGGCCCUCAUGGGAAGCUCUAAAGUCUUUCAUGGGAUGCUUACCGUCGAAAACACCGGGAUUGGCGCUACCUUAGAAUUGAUGGAUGAGAAGAUUGAACACUCUCGAAACAUCAAGUCUUUUCUCGAUCUAGCUUACUCGAAGUCGAUGAUACAGUUUCCCCUCAACGGAGAUGAUCGCAGUCCCACACUUGAUCUGAUUGAUUUCCUUCUCACGUACGAAGCGACAUACCCUCUGUUAUGGCUUAAAGCAUCCCUGCAGGCUUUCAUUGCAUACAAUGAUGUCGACCCUCUUGACAUGUUUAUCAUCGGUGUCUCCGAAGGUCACGUGAUCACGAGUAUCUUUCAUGUCACAGGAAAAGGACGCAGAGACACCACUUGGUAUCAGUGGGCGACACGUCCUCGACCUCACAGCUCUGCCCUAUUAUCUCUUCAAAGAUAUUCCAGAUCGGUUUUCUUGGGCUAUGAAUCAAGCUUGCUCCAUUCUAUCGCCGAGAGAGAAUAUAUGGUACGCAUGGCACCAAAAGUAUGCGAAUAA